AGCAAAGUUGCGUUCGCGGUCAAAGAGGAGAAAUUGGAUAUUAUAGCUGUUUAUUUAAAUAGCGCCAUUCAGGUCACUUUUAAGGUUGAUUAGGCCUAAAAUUCGCUAUUUAACAUGUUUGCUUUAGUUGCACAUGAUUUGAGACCAUGCAACCAUUGUCCAAUCCGAAUAAACAGCGCAAUCAGCUGCAUUAUUUCUUUGUUUUGUUUGAACAAGUUCAAUAUAAAAUAUUAUAAAUACUUCACAUGUAGUUUGUCUGACACAUAAUCGACAGCGAUAUGGGCGGAAAUCUUUUAUCGUUGUGUGCCAUUUUCUUAUUUCCUUUUUUUUUUUAAACUGAAAACUGGAUUAAGUUUUAGUAAUUCUGAUGAUCAUGAAUGCAGCGCUAGUGACGAAUCACGAGAUUGACCUGCUGCAUUCAAGUGCUUCCCGGAGAGUCCACACUUUGAGAUUAGACGGUCGUUUACAAGUUUUAAGAGCUUAUUAAGUCGUUGAAACAACAUGUGAGCAUGGAAACGACAUGGCACAUAGGUUAUCUUUAUAUGUUAAUAAAUUAUAUAGAUAACGUUAUUGGUGCAACCCAAUCACAUUAUAGAAAAUACCAAAUAAUAAAAUAAUAAUAAUGUAAUUCGAAUUUAAUCAACGAUUUGUUAACUAAUAAGGAUGUUUUACCAACAAGUCAACGUUUUCUUUGUGCUGAAUAGUUGUGGCAUAGUUCUGUAUAAUAUAGCAACAAGCCCAGAGCAAAUCGGGACGAUUUAGAAAGCCAACAAGACGAUUACCCAGACUGAUUCUAAGUUUUCCCGACUAUUUCAACUUCACGCGAAUGCAGCGUUGCUCCACCCGGCAGCCAUGGCAACAUAAGGCAGCAGCAGCCGCAGCAGACGGCAGCAGUCUACGUCAGUCAUGAAAACAUGAACGCUCACAACUUUCCAGGUGUUUUGUUUGAGAUCAUGUAAGGUAGGUUAAACCUGCGGAGGAGUUUUAUGUUUAUAAUAAAUUCGACGGAUGGUGUUAAGGUAGUCAGAGAGAAUUAAACACUCAGAGAGAGGAAUGAACGUCAGAAUUAAUUAAGUUGAUGAUUUAGCUAGCAGGCUAACUAAUCUAGCUAUGUCCGGAGAGCGAGCCCCUGUCCCGGCCGGAGGGAACGGCCUCCUCCGGGGGAGUCGAACCAGAUCUUACGGCAGUCUGGUCCGGUCUCCGCUGUCCCCGGUCCGACAGAGACGCAUUGAACACAAACUUCAGCCGGGAGAAACCCUUCAAGGCUUGGCCCUGAAAUAUGGCGUGUCUAUGGAGCAAAUCAAGAGAGCGAACAGACUGUACACCAACGACUCCAUCUUUCUGAAGAAGUCCCUGUCCAUCCCUGUGCUGUCGGACUUCAAUCACUGCGGUAACGGGCUGGGUUUGGAUCUAGGGGACAGCGAAGACGACAGUUCUGCCGGUGCUUCUGCUCACAACGGACACACUGGGGGCUCCACUCAGGACAAACAAGACGAUGGCAAAGCAACAGGGCCAGACCUUACUCCGGUGGAUUUUUUGAAAAGGUUGGAUGACUUGAUUAAUCAAUCUAAAGAGGCUGCCGUCAAAGGAUGCCAGGGAGCAGAGCAAAGGGUUUCCGCCUUAGAAGCAGCUUGCAACAGCAGGCCAUCAGACAGGCGGCAGCUUACGAGAUCGCAGAGUGUCGCCUCGUCUUUCAGAACACAGCAGCAGCACGCGGCACACGGGACGCUACCGGCGACCAUCACCAAACUCACAAAGAAACUGAGAGACAGAGAGGACGAGAUCUUCCAGCUGUGAGACUUUGUUCCUGCCAUCUCCAGCGGAUCAUUAGAGACACUUUUAAAGGAAUAGUAGAGCAUUAUUGACAGAGAAAUAUAACUCCUUUGAGGACGCCAGCUAAGACCUUUAGAAGGGGAAGUUCCUCUGAGGCUUAUUGCACUUUUACAGCCAGUUUAUUUAUUUUUUAAGACACACUGUAGAUUAUGAAACAGAUAUGUGUGUUUGGCUUCUUUUAACAUCUUGGAAAUAUGUUAGACAUGUGCCCUCACAUGUUGGUUUCAUCAUAUGACUUAUUACACGGUCAAUUGAACACGUGGUGCGUCCGAGUGUUCUGCUACCUCACAGCGUCAGAUUGCAACACUGUGGCCGGGUACAAAAUAAAUCCCAUUCAUUGUGGGAUUUAAGAGCGGCUGUGAAGUCGACCCGUGUCUGCUACUGCUCCUGAGUUUGAUCCAUAAUGUAGCCAAAGAUUUAAAGGUCAUAUUAUACAAAAUACCCCUCACAUGCUAUGUGUCCCUACUCCCUCUGUAAUCCCCCCAGUGAUGAGAAAAGUUCAUCCUCUCCACUUUUCAGAAAAUGUGUGUUCAAACAGGCCGUUUGGAGAUGUUCAGGAGGAGGAUAUGAGACCUUUAAAAAAAGAAGAAACUUUUCGAGUAUUGUAGGAUAUAUUUUUAAAGGAAGCGUUUUAUUUUUCAGUUAAAGGCAUAUUUUGUUGUUCCUUUAAAGCUUUUAUAGAUUGUAUUUUCAGAUUUUAAAACAGUGUUUUGAUGAUGUGAAGUCGUAGGAUGCCGUGUUUCAGGUGGACGCACGCACGUUUUUAGCCCUCAUGAAGGGAACGCAAGAAGCGACUGACUUUCAUUCACACUGCUCUUUAAACUGCCUCUAAACUUUUUAGUUAAACUUUAUGUAUUAGUCUAAUCAAAGGCGUCAUGCCCAUUAAACCCCCUCAGAGUAUUUAAAAUCUGACAGUAUUUAUGGAAGAGUACUGAUUAAAAAAGCUAUGAAAAAUGAGUAAUUAGUACUUUUUGCAGAGGAUUACGCAGUCUGUGUUUGAAAAUGCAGAAAAUUGCAUCAUUCUUCCCAUAUUUUUUCCAAGAAGGACCCCGCCUUGACCCCACUCCAUCUUAGAGCCCCUGAGUUUUUGGCUUGCAUGACGGCCCUGAGUCUAAUCCACAUCAUUGAUCACACAGAGAAGAAAACAUAUUUUUGCAGGAAGGUGUUACAUCACUUAACUUGACCGCUGUGUAUUGAAAAGUGUCCAUAUGUCUGAUUGUGUUGCCUCUUUAUUUUUUAAUGCAAAACAGAAGACUUUGACCUGUGAUUAUGAAUCGUAGGGUUAAUCCUGCUCGUUCACUCUUCUCCACUGAAGAGUCUUCUUGUUGUGAAGCUGGAAACACAAAGUGUUGCUCAUCGUCUCUGUGGGGUUAUUCGCUUUAUUGUCGGCCUCAGUGAAUACCUUGCAAUGAGCUGCUGAAGCUUCACCUUGACCACUAGAUGGCAGUGCUGUGUUACAGUGAUACUGUUGCCCGUCCGUUUCCUUUUAUGCAAUCUGCACAGGCACUUAAACUCCUCCUCCCUAAAAUACACAACAUCAGUAGUUUGGAACAUUUCAAGGUCUCAAAUAUUAAACAUGUGAUGACAUCAUCUAAUAAAAACAGCUGAUAUAGAA
Labrus bergylta (ballan wrasse) is the source of this 3448-nucleotide messenger RNA. RefSeq names its product LysM, putative peptidoglycan-binding, domain containing 1 (gene lysmd1). The record is from RefSeq and is a predicted model, not a curated record. Lineage: Eukaryota; Metazoa; Chordata; Actinopteri; Labriformes; Labridae.